GUGUGGCAGGGAAGGAUGAGAAACUCGGUUCUUCUGCUCUGCCUCUGGAGCGUCUAUUGUUGCUUUGCCGCGGGAGGCCCCGCACUCCUUGGUCCAGAGGGACCGCUGCAAGAUGAGCUCAACGAAUCCGAGGAUGUACAGGCUGCUGCCAAACCCUCCGUGAGGUUUAACCUCCGUAUCUCCGAGGACCCGGAGCACGAAGGAUGCUACCUUUCCCUCGGCCAUAACCAGUCCCUGGAAGACUGUGGCUUCAACAUGACAGCCAAAACCUUUUUCAUCAUCCAUGGAUGGACAAUGAGUGGCAUACUUGGAAAAUGGCUGUACAAACUUGUGUCAGCCCUGCAGACAAGAGAGAAAGAAGCCAAUGUCGUGGUGGUGGACUGGCUCCCCCUGGCCCACCAGCUUUACACAGAUGCAGUCAAUAACGUUAGGAUGGUGGGGCACAGCAUCGCGAGGAUGCUCGACUGGCUGCAGGAGCAGGAUGGUUUUUCUCUUGGGAAUGUUCACUUGAUCGGCUACAGCCUUGGAGCUCAUGUGGCUGGGUAUGCUGGCAACUUCGUGAAAGGCACGGUGGGCAGAAUCACGGGUUUGGAUCCUGCCGGGCCUAUGUUUGAAGGGGUGGACAUCCACAGCAGGCUGUCCCCUGACGACGCGGACUUUGUGGAUGUCCUCCACACCUACACACGUUCCUUCGGCUUGAGCAUCGGGAUUCAGAUGCCCGUGGGGCACAUUGACAUCUACCCCAAUGGGGGUGACUUCCAGCCGGGCUGUGGACUCAACGAUGUUUUGGGGUCAAUUGCAUAUGGAACAAUUGCAGAGGGGGUGAAGUGUGAGCACGAGCGGGCCAUAUACCUCUUCGUUGACUCCCUGAUGAAUCAGGACAAGCCGAGCUUUGCCUUCCAGUGCACGGACUCGAACCGCUUCAAAAAGGGGAUCUGUCUCAGCUGCCGGAAGAACCGCUGUAACAGCAUUGGCUACAACACCAAGAGGACGAGGAACAAGAGGAACAGCAAGAUGUACCUGAAAACCCGGGCAGGCAUGCCUUUCAGAGUUUAUCAUUAUCAGAUGAAAAUCCAUGUCUUCAGCUACAAGAACAUGACAGAAAUCAACCCCAUCUUUUAUGUCACCCUUUAUGGCACCAAUGCAGACUCACAGAUGCUGCCGUUGGAAAUAGUGGAGCAGAUCGGGCUGAAUGCCACCAACACCUUCCUGGUCUACACAGAGGAGGACUUGGGAGACCUGCUGAAGAUCAGACUCACCUGGAAGAGUACAUCUGAGUCCUGGUACGGCCUGUGGGAUGAGUUUCGCAGGUACCUGUCUCAGUCCCGAAAGUCUGAGCAGGAAGUGAAUAUCAGGCGCAUCCGAGUCAAGUCUGGGGAAACCCAGCGGAAAUUUACUUUUUGUGCAGAAGACCCUGAGAGCACCAGCAUAGCCCCUGGCCAAGAGCUCUGGUUUCGCAAGUGUCUGGAUAGCUGGAGAACAAAAAACGAGACCAGGCACACCCUGGAGCUUCUCUGAGGGUGCUAGCAAGGCCCCGCCCCGCCCCAAGCACAUGG
Messenger RNA from Molossus molossus (Pallas's mastiff bat), 1556 nucleotides. It is a transcript of the gene LIPG, whose product is annotated as lipase G, endothelial type. Gene Ontology annotation, biological process: lipid metabolic process. NCBI's taxonomy places the organism in Eukaryota, Metazoa, Chordata, Mammalia, Chiroptera, Molossidae. The coding region runs from base 16 to 1518 and encodes 500 amino acids. The record is from RefSeq and is a predicted model, not a curated record. The transcript is spliced from 10 exons. Gene Ontology annotation, molecular function: protein binding; lipoprotein lipase activity.